Lemur catta (Ring-tailed lemur) is the source of this 1793-nucleotide messenger RNA. RefSeq names its product LIM and cysteine rich domains 1 (gene LMCD1). The transcript is spliced from 6 exons. The record is from RefSeq and is a predicted model, not a curated record. NCBI's taxonomy places the organism in Eukaryota, Metazoa, Chordata, Mammalia, Primates, Lemuridae. The coding region runs from base 201 to 1298 and encodes 365 amino acids. Gene Ontology annotation, molecular function: zinc ion binding.
GGACGGCCGCGUGCUGGGAUUGGCUGGCCGCGCGCGAGCGCCCCCGCGGAUUGGCUGGCGAGGUUUUAGAGGGAGUCCCGCUCUCCAAUUAAAGCGGCCCGGCUGCGCCGGCUGCGCGCAGAGCUGCCCCCGCCUGCGUGCGGACCUGGCCAUUGAGUCCCCGCGGUCCCUGCCUGAGCAGCGCGGAGCCCCAGGAGAAGAUGGCAAAGGUGGCCAAGGACCUCAACCCGGGAGUUAAAAAGAUGUCCCUGGGCCAGCUGCAGUCAGCAAGAGGUGUGGCAUGUUUGGGAUGCAAGGGGACGUGUUCGGGCUUCGAGCCACAUUCAUGGAGGAAAAUAUGCAAGUCUUGCAGAUGCAGUCAAGAGGACCACUGCCUGAGCUCCGACCUAGAAGAUGAUCGGAAAAUUGGCCGCUUGCUGAUGGACUCCAAGUACUCCACCCUCACUGCCCGGGUGAAAGGCGGGGACGGCAUCCGGAUUUACAAGAGGAACCGGAUGAUCAUGACCAACCCCAUUGCCACUGGGAAGGAUCCCACCUUUGACACCAUCACCUACGAGUGGGCUCCCCCUGGAGUCACCCAGAAACUGGGCCUGCAGUACAUGGAGCUCAUCCCCAAGGAGAAGCAGCCGGUGACAGGCACCGAGGGCGCCUAUUACCGCCGGCGCCAGCUCAUGCAUCAGCUCCCCAUCUACGACCAGGACCCCUCUCGCUGCCGCGGACUUUUGGAGAACGAGCUGAAAGUGAUGGAAGAAUUUGUCAAGCAAUAUAAGAGCGAGGCGCUCGGCGUGGGAGAGGUGGCCCUCCCGGGGCAGGGCGGCUUGCCCAAGGAGGAGGGGAAGCAACAGGAAAAGCCAGAGGCCGCAGAGACCGCCGCCCCGACCACCAAUGGCAGCCUCGGAGACCCGUCCAAAGAAGUGGAAUACGUCUGUGAGCUCUGCAAGGGAGUGGUCCCUGCCGACAGCCCUGUGGUCUACGCAGACAGGGCAGGCUACGACAAGCAGUGGCACCCAGUCUGCUUUGUGUGUGUCAAGUGCUCCGAGCCGCUGGUGGACCUCAUCUACUUCUGGAAAAACGGGGCGCCCUGGUGCGGCCGCCACUACUGCGAGAGCCUGCGGCCCCGGUGCUCCGGCUGCGAUGAGAUAAUAUUCACCGAGGACCACCAGCGCGUGGAAGGCCUGGCCUGGCACCGGAAGCACUUUGUCUGUGAGGGCUGUGAGCAGCUGCUGAGCGGCCGGGCAUACAUCAUCACCAAGGGGCAGCUGCUGUGCCCAACCUGCAGCAAGUCCAAACGCUCCUGAACGGCUGCCCCCCGAAGCCAGAAUCCACAGGAUCCCACCAAGAAGGAGAGCCAGGUGUGCUGACCCCAUCCUAAGGGCCUAAUGCAAGAGCCAGCAAGCAACAUAAACAGCGAUUUGUUUUUCAGCGGGAAUAUUCUAGGUUGGGUGGUGGUGGAUCCCGGAGGGUCAGUAGUUUCAAAACCAGAAAUGUUCUAAGAAGUCUUAGGAUGGAGUGCUUUCUUGGUUUUGUUGUUGUUCCCCAUCUGCAACCAACUACAGACACAAACGGCACCCUGCAAGGGAGCUCUAGGAGGAAUUUCCCAGAAUGCAGUUCUGAGUGAUCGCAUCACAUAGCUAUAGAAUGUGAGUGCUUUUUUGUGGACGUGGAGCUCCUCCGAGAGCAGGCUGGGAUCCUAAAUAUCACUUGUUGCCUCUUUUUCAAGUGGAAUUUGAAUUUUAAAUAAACAACUUUUUUGUGGCAUGAUAAACAUAUCAAUAAAAGUUUUGUGAAUUCUA